Molecule: messenger RNA, 2156 nt
Organism: Paramuricea clavata
Lineage: Eukaryota; Metazoa; Cnidaria; Anthozoa; Malacalcyonacea; Plexauridae
Source: the annotation of a GenBank genome assembly
AUGACUGAAGGUUCCAGAAGAGUCGCAGAUAGGAUAAGGGAGUGGUACAACUGGCUAACCACCCACGUACCAUCAUCCAUCAGGAAGGGCGUGUCCGACGCUUUUAACACCAUGAGGAAGAAGGUUGUAAAACUGUACAGUGGUAAAGAGGAAGAAGAAGACCAGUGGUACGACGCAAGGGAGAACUUUAGCGAUGAGGAUGAAAAGUGGUACGACGCCAAUCCUGAAGAGGACCUAAAACCCAUCCUAACCAAGCGUGGUAUAAAUAAGAAGGUAAAGAAGUAUGUCAUCAAUCCUAACGGAUCAUACGACCCGGUUCACUUCCUUGAUAUCACCAAGAACGAGGUUGAGGCGCUCAUAAAUUCCGAAACAGAACCGAGGAACGUAAGCAUGUCCCUAGCAUGCGAGAUGGUAAGGAACGAUCCAAAAACUGAGGAAGAGGUAUCCGUCGUCGCACACUUCAGAUCAAAAACCCACAAACUCACCGGUAUAGAUAACACGGAAGAGUCUUUUGACACCAUGAAGGAAAAAAUACUAAAAUCCUUUUCCGAAUACCAGAAGCGUGGUAGCGGGUGGAGGCUUCAUAGGGUAGAUCUGCUCGAAAUUCAUAUUGGAGAAUACCAACCGUUAAGGGGAAAGGGUUAUGAACCAUUAUCCGAGACAAUCAGGAAAAAGAAGGUGAUCAUCAAUAUUAAAAACGACGACGUUGAAUGUUUUAAGUGGGCUGUGACCCGCGCACUGAACCCGGUUGAAAAUAACCCUGAAAGAAUUUCAAACGAACUUAAGGAACAGUCCAGAAAGCUAGACUGGAAGGGAUAGAGUUCCCAACACCCCUAAGCAAUAUCAAAAAGUUUGAAAAGAAUAAUAACAUCGGUGUCAGCGUGUUCGGACUUGACGGACGCUAUUAGGUAUGUCCCUUACGGAUAUCCGGUAACACCAAUUCCAUAAACCUCUUCCUGUGGAAGAACCAUUCUAGUGUUAUUAAGAAUAUGUCAAGGUUUGUAGGCUCACAGAUCAACGAUCACGAACAUAAAGAACAUAUCUGCAACCGUUGCCUUAACGCAUUCGGAUCAAGCGGACUCUUGGAAAAGCAUCUGGAGUUAUUUUGGAACAAUAACUAUCAGAGGCACGAGUAUCCAGAACCAGGUACUACUACGGAGUUUAAAAAUUAUGAAAGAACACAAACCGUUCCGUUCUUCAUCUAUGCGGACUUCAAAUGCUACAUCGAAGGGAUGGACACGGUUGAGCAAAACCCUAACAGAUCAAGUACCACCCAAUACCAAAAGCACCGCCCCAGCGGAUUCAGUUACUACGUCAAGUGUUUCGACAAUUCCAUCUACAAACCCAAGCUGGUACACUAUACCCAACAGCACGAGGGAGAAGACGUUACCAAAAAGUUUGUGGAUAUAUAUGUUGGAAGAGGAAGCCCAUGAUAUAUACAACAGGUUCAAAUUCAAGGAACCUAUCAAGAUGCUUUUCAAAGAUACCGAAAAUUAUGAAAAGGCAACUGUCUGUUAUGCGUGCAGAAAGGAAUUCACUACGAAAGACCGCAAGGUUAGGGAUCACUGUCACUAUACGGGAGCGUACAGGGGUGCGGCACACAAUACGUGCAAUUUAAGAAUGAGAGGACCGAGAUUCAUUCCGGUACUUUUUCACAACCUUGAAGGAUACGAUGCUCAUCUAUUCAUUAAAUUAAGAACCUUGGGGUAAGUAGUGGAGACAUCAAAUGUAUUCCUAAAACGGAAGAGAAGUACAUUUCCUUUACUAAGGAGAUAGAGGUCUCUAGGUUUAUCAACGAAGACGGAAAGGAGAAGAAGGUUAAAAGAGAGCUAAGGUUCAUUGACUCAUUUAAAUUCAUGGCAAGCUCCCUGGACAAGCUCGUCAAGGGUUUGGGUAAGGACGACUUCAAAAAUUUAGAUUUGAUGUUAGGUCGUAACACUAAGGAACAGAGGGAGUUGCUUAAACAGAAGGGUGUUUACCCUUAUGAAUAUAUGGAUGGUUUUGAGAGGCUUGAAGAAACAUCGCUCCCGCCGAAGGAGAAAUUUUUCAGCAGGCUUAACAACGAAAACAUCAGCGAUAUGGAUUAUGAAAGAGCCUGGAACGUAUGGAAUACCUUCAACAUGAAAACCAUGAGGAACUAUCACGAUCGUACCUGA